Molecule: messenger RNA, 1356 nt
Organism: Fusarium redolens
Lineage: Eukaryota; Fungi; Ascomycota; Sordariomycetes; Hypocreales; Nectriaceae
Exons: 1
Coding region: 1-1017 (338 amino acids)
Source: RefSeq, a predicted model, not a curated record
AUGUGGGCCCUUGACCGGUUUGACGUCAUUUGCCGUAUGGGCAAUAUAUGGUUUAGUUCGCCAUACGAGAAUAAAUCAUACACCAUAAACCAUUCAGGUCCGUAUGGCGUAUGGCGUAUGGUUAGAAAGCCUGCGAGUCGCUAUGGUAUCCUCUUGAGCAAUUGGCCGAUGGAUUACUACCUACUGCCUCCGAGGUGGCCCGUUGGUCCUAUCCCAAAUACUUCAACCGAUUUAAGAGAUGGAAAGGAUUUACAUUUUGAUGGUAACCCUUCUUCCUACGUGACCCUUGUGAGUCUUCGGGUGACCUGCAGAGAGUCCCGUUACGCCGCUUGUCUCCAUGAAAGACAGCCACGAAGCGACGCUCGCAAAGGUCCAGGCCAAGCUUCAACUUGCGCUACCGCAGGCCAUCACGCGUCUUACUCCUUGACCUCUGCAGGGAUCGAUAGAACGAAACAAUGGAAGAUUACAUGUGCUCCAGAAGACCUCGUCAUCUUUCAGCUUCACCCUCUCGAAUCAAAGUCACCCUCUCCAUGCACGAAGGGACCCGGUGCAGGCUUAGAGGAGUGGGGCCUAGGGAUGCGGCAUGUUGGCUGGGAAUACCAUACGGACUGGUUGUCCGAGAGGAGAAAAUAUCCAUCCGCUGACAUACUGAACUUUCUAUGUUCAUGCGCCUUGCGUGGUGCAAAGGUUGGCAAUCUGGAGGCGAUAUGGAUAGUCAACUACAAGAUCAAACGAAAACAGUGGGUACACUCAAAGGAGCAGGUAAAUAGGCCCGCUAUGGAUGUCUUCAAGAUGGACAGGUAUCGCCUCGUAGAAGUAGACUACAAAGACUGGCGUCACCUGCCACGAGAGGAGGCUACGUGGGAAGAAAUUUCAGACAACCCAGAUGAGGACGCAACACACACAUUCUUACCAUUCGUCAAUUUCCUCCAGGACUUGAUUCUACUUCUGAUUGGUCGUCAAGCUCUUCGGCACCGAACCAUUCAAGUUAGAAUAUUAGCUUGUGAGUCGUACUAAGAUGGGGAGAGUAGAAGAAGACUUAUUUCUCGAAAAUGUAUCACUUCGGAUUAAGUAUUCGAGUGGAGUUAAAAGUAUUUCUUGAGCCUAUUAGUUUUUUAAAAUUGAAUGCUCCAUGUCAGCACCAACCCGCCUGACCAAGGCUGCCGUGUCCUGCAUUGAUGAUAGUCUCAAACUCAGGAUGCCAUGCACCGGCCGGAGUUGCCAUUGACGUUGACCAUGAUGCCUAAGGCAUGGCAUGCGAUCGUGUGAUGACCAUGUCUGAAGUGUUUGAUGAAACCCCGCCUCAGGGUUUUUCACGGGGAUGAGCCUGGCCGAGCGCUGUGGGGUUAAUAUUUC